AAUAAAUAUACACUUAUUUAUCAGUCAUUGUUGUACAAUCAAGCAAGCAAGAUGAGGGUGUUAAUAAUCGUAGCAACGUUGUUAGCUACGACUUUCGCUUCAGAACUAAUAUCUUCGGAUGAAGUAGAAGAUUUGUUCAGGAGAUACGCGAGAAACGACCUAAGUCCCACAGAAAACGAUAAACUACAGGAUAUUAUUGAAUUACUUUAUAGGCCGGAACAUUUGACUACUGAAUCGCUUGAAAAUGCGCCCGAAAGCAGAGCGAGUUUGGAUUGCUUAAUAUGCCGAAGUGCGUUUGCUGUUGUGUUCGAAGAUGUCAAAAAUGGGAAAACGGAUGAAGAAAUCUCAGAUGUUGUUGUAAAUCUUUGCAGUUCUUUAAAUAUUGAAACAUACCACGUUUGCGCUGGAAUUGUACCGUUAAAUAUCCCCAUAAUAACCCAUAUAAUAAGAACAACGCCUGAAGCUACACCUAGAACGUUUUGUGGACUCGUUUUGCAAAAAGUUGGAGACCCGAACUUCUGCGCUGUAGAUGAUCCACGAUUCGAAUGGCAAGUGGAAUUACCCGAAAAAACAGAGCUUGAUAAUAUUCCCGCCGCUGACAUAGAACCAUACAGGGUAGCAAUUAUUGCCGACGCUCAUAUCGACCCGCUUUACGAAGCGUUUGGUGUUGCCAACUGCGAUGAACCAGUGUGCUGUCGAAAGGGACAAACUGCUGCCAAACACUUUGAGUACAGAACAAACAUAGAUGAGUCAGUAAUCAAAGAAACUAUUGUGAAUGAUAACGGAAAAGUUAUGCUGGAUCUGAGUAUGGCGCCUAUGAUACGUGAGCUGAAGAAGUCUACGCAAACAAGAUACUUAACUAACAGGAAUGAUGCUCCGGCCGGUUAUUGGGGCGACUACAGGAAAUGCGAUACACCGAUUUGGGCAGUUGAUAACGUUAUUGAUGAGAUUACAGAAUCACAUAAGAACAUCGAUGUAGUCUAUUACAUUGGAGACACAAUCGACCACGGCGUAUGGGAGACCACAUACGACUUAAUCAAGGACAUGAACCGUCGUUUACUACAGAAAAUAAGGACAAGUUUCGGAGAGGACGUGUUAGUUCUACCGGUAAUUGGAAACCAUGAAUCUCAACCAACCAACCAAUUUGCACCAGCAUCCGUAAAAGGCGAUUUAAUAAAUACAACUUGGCUGUAUGACGAACUAGCUGAAAAAUGGGGUUCGUAUUUGAACGAAGACGCAAAAGUGACUCUACGCGAACGCGGAGAAUUCUCAAUGCUUAUCCGACCAGGACUAAGAGUUAUCACUUUGAACAACAAUGUUGCUUACAAGUCUAAUUGGUGGCUAGUAUACGAUCCAUUGGACGCCAAAACACAUUUGGACUGGUUGAUAUCAGAGCUACACAAAGCGGAGUUAGCCGGUGAGAAGGUUCACAUCUUGGCUCACAUCCCGCCUGGCGUGCACGACCUCACUAAAACAUGGACACGAGAGUACAACAGGAUUGUGAAUAGGUUCUCAUCAACAAUUGCGGCUGAAUUCAACGGCCACACGCAUUCGGAUGAGUUCAAAAUAUUCUACAGUCCUGACGAUACGCCAAUAAACGUAGCAUGGGGCAGUGGCAGCGUUACAAGUUACACAAACUACAAUCUUAACUACAAAAUUAUCGACUUCAAUGGAGCUACAUACGCACCCGAAAGCAUCAUCAAUUACGUAUACAAUUUAACAGAAGCCAACCUCACUCCACACCGUCCACCACAUUGGUUCCAACUCUACGACAUGAAAAACACGUUCGGACUAACCGAUCUAUCCGCAAAGUCCAUGGAUAAUCUAGUCCAUAAAAUGGUGACCACAAAUAAGGAAUUAUUGGAUAUGUACUCUGCAUUCUUUUCGAAAGUGAGCGACACUCGUUGGCCGUAUUGUAACGAUUGGUGCAAAAUCGAUAACCUUUGUAAAACAGUAGUAACCGUAUUGUGGGAGCGACAAAAAUGUGACGAAUUACGCAACAUAUUUUUCUCCUCUAAGUAAAAUUUUAUUAUAAUAAAAACGUGAUUAUAACAUAGAAAUGAUAAAAUAUAUAAUUAUCAACAC
Molecule: messenger RNA, 2085 nt
Organism: Trichoplusia ni (cabbage looper)
Lineage: Eukaryota; Metazoa; Arthropoda; Insecta; Lepidoptera; Noctuidae
Product: sphingomyelin phosphodiesterase 1-like
Exons: 10
Coding region: 52-2022 (656 amino acids)
Biological process (GO): sphingomyelin catabolic process; ceramide biosynthetic process
Cellular component (GO): lysosome
Molecular function (GO): acid sphingomyelin phosphodiesterase activity
Source: RefSeq, a predicted model, not a curated record